Messenger RNA from Pocillopora verrucosa, 1787 nucleotides. RefSeq names its product mannose-6-phosphate isomerase. Gene Ontology annotation, biological process: carbohydrate metabolic process; GDP-mannose biosynthetic process. Gene Ontology annotation, molecular function: zinc ion binding; mannose-6-phosphate isomerase activity. Gene Ontology annotation, cellular component: cytosol. The record is from RefSeq and is a predicted model, not a curated record. Lineage: Eukaryota; Metazoa; Cnidaria; Anthozoa; Scleractinia; Pocilloporidae.
GCCUGUUGGAAGUCGUACUUUCCACGUAGUUCAUCAGGACACGCUCAGCUGAUAUUAUCACGACACCAAUACUACUGCAAAAUGGCUGCUCCAACUCGGUCCAGAGGAGUUGUUGAAUUAAAAUGUGCAGUGCAGUGUUAUGCCUGGGGUAAGAUUGGUUUAAACAGCACAGUUGCACAGCUUGCUCUGAAUAGUCCCUCAUUUCAUCUUGAAGAGGAUAAACCAUAUUCUGAGUUUUGGAUGGGAACACAUCCAAAUGGACCAUCAAAAGUGUUAAAGGAAGGAAAGGAAUCACUGUUAUCUGAUUGGAUAGAGUCAAACAAAGAUGUCUUAGGAAACAAAGUUAGGGAGAUAUUUGGUGGCAAAUUACCCUUCUUGUUCAAAGUACUAUCCGUUAACAAGGCUUUAUCAAUUCAAGCUCACCCAAACAAACCUCAUGCAGAAUUGCUUCAUGACAAAAGGCCAGAUGUAUAUAAGGAUCCUAAUCACAAACCAGAGAUGGCCAUCGCACUGACACCAUUUGAAGGCUUGUGUGGUUUUCGUCCUCUGGAUGAGAUCCAGAAGUUUGUAAAGACCAUACCUGAACUUGCUGCUGUCAUUGGACAGGAAGCUACCACUGCUUUAGUCACUGGCUCAGACCCUCAUGCACUAAAGAAAGCUUUCACCGCCCUCAUGACAAGGAGCCAAGAUGCUGUAAGUGAGCAGCUAGGUAAACUAUUGUUAAGACUUCAGGAGAAGAAAACCUCAGGCCAUGACAUCUCCAACCAGUGCAGCGAGCUACUAUUCAGAUUGAACAGCCAGUUUCCUGGAGAUGUUGGUUGUUUUUGCAUUUAUUUCCUUAAUCACAUUGUUCUUCAACCUGGGCAAGCAAUGUUCCUUGGUCCCAACCUGCCUCAUGCAUAUCUAGCUGGUGACUGUAUGGAGUGUAUGGCAUGCAGUGAUAAUGUUGUACGAGCUGGACUGACACCAAAGUUUAAGGAUGUUGAGACACUCUGUGAGAUGUUAGAGUACAAUUGUGGUUCUAAGGAAGAGAACAUUUUCCCAUGUCGUCAAGAUCCAAGUGAUUCGCAUGUCACAAUCUAUGAUCCUCCUGUCUCAGACUUUACUGUUUCAAGAAUUAAGAUACCAGCAAGUUGUCCUUCAUACAAGUUCAAAGCACUAAGUGGACCUAGUAUUUGUGUGGUGAUAUCUGGUUCUGGUGCUGUAGAAGAUACUGCUUCAAAGAUUUGCUUGAAUCGAGGAACUGUACUUUUUAUUCCUGCAAACACCACCUUUGAUGUAACAUGUAAAGAAGAAGACAUGGAAAUAUACCGUGCUUAUUGCGUGUUGUAAUAUCAAAAAUCUAACAUUCAGUCCAGUUGAAUUGAUUUUCAAUUUUGUCAGGUUAUAGAAUUCCAAGGGACAGAAUAUUUCACAAAGACCUUUAGGGAGUUUUGGCAUAUUCGUUAGGUAUUGAGCAUCAUCAUUUUUCUUUCUUUUCUUUUUAAUUAUUUAAAAAACAUCAUGAAAAUGUAUGCUAGUGGGUUUAAAGAAAAUUUAGACCACUCAAGGAAGCGGGAAAAUAUAAAAUUUUUGUUUAUUUUUCUAUUGAGAUUUAACCUUAAUGGUAAACAGUCUUGUGUAAACUGAGACAAAAACAAGCUCUGAAUAGAACAAAAAAUUAUUAAUGAGUAAAAAAAAAUGCAUUUAUGACUCUGAAACAGGUAAUAUUGAAGAAAUGUAAAAUGGUUUCCAUGUUUACAUAGCCUGAUGUAAACACGCGGGAGGUUGGGAGAACAUGAGAUAAG